AUGGCGCUACGCUCUACACUCCUGCGCAACUUUUUCAAUGGAACCCAGACUCGUCAAUUGCACGAGUUGCAGCAGAAGGAUCGACCAGGAGUGGCAAUACUAAAGGAGAUCCUCGAGGAUCGCUUACGAGAGAUCAAAAAAGCCAAAACCUGGAAACAUGAGAGAGUACUCACUUCACCGCAGGAUGUCAAGGUUAAAAUCAAGGGUUCCGAAAAAGAGUUCCUCAACUUCUGCGCCAAUAACUAUUUAGGUCUUUCGAAUCACCCUGAAGUUGUCGAGGCUGCAAGGGAAUCUUUGAAAAAAUAUGGAGCUGGCCUCAGUUCUGUGAGAUUUAUUUGUGGAACCCAAAUUUUACAUAAGGCAUUGGAAGACCGUUUAUCUCAGUUCCACGGUCGUGAAGAUACUAUUCUAUAUGGUUCGUGCUUUGACGCCAAUGCGGGUCUAUUCGAAGCUAUUCUGACACCGGAAGACGCCGUCUAUUCCGACGCACUAAAUCACGCUUCAAUCAUAGACGGCGUUAGACUGUGUAAAGCAAAGAAAUUCCGCUAUCCGCACAGGGAUAUGAAUGAACUUGAACACAUGCUGGCACACAGUGAGGCUCGAGUGAAGCUCAUUGUGACAGACGGCGUGUUCUCCAUGGACGGCAACGUAGCGCCACUGAAGGAAUUGAGGGAAUUAGCUGAUAGAUACCGCGCUAUCUUGGUAGUAGACGACAGUCAUGCAACUGGGUUCUUUGGAGAGACUGGCAGAGGGACGGAAGAAUAUUGCGGCAUGUUGGGUCAAGUGGAUAUCAUCUGCUCGACGCUCGGCAAGGCUGUGAGCGGGUCGUCCGGUGGGUACACCACCGGGCCCAAGGACCUGGUGACACUGCUGAGGAACGUUUCCAGGCCCUAUCUGUUUUCUAACGCACCUUCUCCUCCCACCGUAGCUGCUUCUUUAAAGUCCUUAGAACUGAUACAACACAGCGGGGAGCUCCGACAGCGUCUUCAAGAAAACACGAGGGCAUUCCGUGGAGGAAUGAAAGCUGCAGGACUAUCGGUGGCCGGAGAUGAUCAUCCAAUCGCUCCUGUCAUGGUGGGUGAGGCGCCGUUAGCUGUGGAACUUGCACGUGGAAUGCUUGAGCGCGGCAUAUAUGUGGUAGCGUUCAGUUACCCGGUCGUGCCGAAGGGAGGCGCGCGCGUGCGCGUGCAGCUCAGCGCUGCGCACGAGCCGCUGCACGUACAGCGCGCCGUCGAGGCCUUCGCUGACGUUAGCCGCAAAAUCGGCAUUGUAAAGACAUAG
Messenger RNA from Arctia plantaginis, 1281 nucleotides. Lineage: Eukaryota; Metazoa; Arthropoda; Insecta; Lepidoptera; Erebidae. The record is from the annotation of a GenBank genome assembly.